AGCUGUCAUUUGAGUAUCGUCGACGCGCUAAGGCAGUUGUUUUUUUUUUUAAAUUUUAUCAAAGACAACUAUCGGUCGUGCGUUCAGUGAAUCUGGAUAUUAUCGUAAUUGUUUGUGUGUAGUUGCUAAGUGCUCUUUGUGAAGAAAUAUCGAGAAUAUACAGUGAUAGUUAAGAUGGAGGUGGAAAGCGCCAAUUGCAAGGUCCGUGUAUCUCAGUGCGACGACCUCGACAUGCUGGCCGUUGAACGACCCUUGAAAAUUGAUAUAGAGAUAAACGGUUUGGAGAUGUUGGUGCAAGAACUGCAUAACGUGUUCUCGAGGGACCAUGUUAACGUUCAAGACGUGCAGAAACUGAUGGCCGCUUAUAAAUCUGAACCCAAGGACUGGAAGAAAUACGCAAAGUUCGACAGAUUCCGAUAUACUAGGAAUUUGGUCGACGCUGGGAAUGGUGCUUUUAACAUAAUGGUUCUCUGUUGGGGGCCCGGUCAUGCAUCUGCUAUUCACGACCAUGCAGAUUCACAUUGCUUUAUGAAAAUUCUGAGCGGCAGCUUGGAGGAAGUAAGAUAUGAGUGGCCUAACAACGUCGAGCCAGAGGUUUUAAAAAAGCUAAAGACAAAGAAUUCAUGUUGUUCUGCCAACGAGAUUGCAACGGAUGACCGAACAAGCGAUUUAAUUUACAACUGUCAGAAUGACACGUGUCCCAAUUUCCGCGGAAAAAGUGACAGCAUGGAACAUAGCGAACAAGAUGGCGACCAAGAUUAUGACGCUAACAAAAUGGAGGAAAUAGGAAGAACAGCAUUAGAAGUUAACGACGUUUGUUAUAUUAAUGAUGCUUUAGGUCUACAUCGUAUGGAAAAUCCUUCAUAUGUGGAUGGUGCAGUAUCUCUUCACCUUUACUGUCCGCCUUUCGACAGUUGCCGAAUGUUUGACGCGAGAACAGGCAAGCCUACAGAUAUCAAAGUCACUUUCUGGUCCAUGUACGGGAAGAAGGUUAAACGAGUUAUCGAGGCAAAUGAUAUUGUAGAUAGUCAAGAAUAAUAUUUUUUUAUGUUUUUCAUUAUAAAACAUUAGCUAAGUAAAAAUAUCGGAGGAAUUAUACAUACGUCCAUGGAACAAAAUGACCAAAUUAUAAGAAUUAAAUUAAUUGUUUAGAAGGUUUAUGGUAGAUAUAAGUAGAUUUUUUUGUAAAUUUGAACGACUUUUGGUAGUAAAUUGUAAUUUUAUAGCAACACUGAUUACAUUGAUUUUAUUGGAUUGUAACAAAAGCUAUUGAUUGCGUCACAAAGUUUAAUAUUGUACAAUUAAAUCAUAUCGAGUCUUUAUUUUAGCAUUUUUAAAAAGUUUUAUA
Molecule: messenger RNA, 1348 nt
Organism: Papilio xuthus (Asian swallowtail)
Lineage: Eukaryota; Metazoa; Arthropoda; Insecta; Lepidoptera; Papilionidae
Product: cysteine dioxygenase type 1
Exons: 7
Coding region: 175-1038 (287 amino acids)
Biological process (GO): L-cysteine catabolic process
Molecular function (GO): ferrous iron binding; cysteine dioxygenase activity
Source: RefSeq, a predicted model, not a curated record